Messenger RNA from Argentina anserina (silverweed cinquefoil), 1728 nucleotides. Its product is annotated as probable glycerol-3-phosphate acyltransferase 3. Gene Ontology annotation, biological process: cutin biosynthetic process. Bases 1 to 1623 code for a protein of 540 amino acids. The record is from RefSeq and is a predicted model, not a curated record. Gene Ontology annotation, cellular component: membrane. The transcript is spliced from 2 exons. Lineage: Eukaryota; Viridiplantae; Streptophyta; Magnoliopsida; Rosales; Rosaceae. Gene Ontology annotation, molecular function: phosphatase activity; glycerol-3-phosphate 2-O-acyltransferase activity.
AUGUCUGCCAAACUAUUCUCAUUAGAAUCUCUUUCUUCUUCCUUCAAAGUCCUUAGUAAGCCAAAGAGCACAUCAUCUUUGCAAUACAAGUUUCCCAAAGCGCAUGCAACCCACUUCAAGUUUCAGAAAUACAACUCCCUUGCGUAUCAAGUAGGAGAAGUGAUGUCGAAUACUAUACUGUUUUUCCAGUUUGAGGGUACAUUGUUGAAAUCAUCUUCACUCUUCCCUUAUUUCAUGCUUGUGGCCUUUGAAGCUAGUGGCUUCCUUAGAGCUCUUACUUUGUUUCUUUUGUACCCUUUUGUUUGUAUGGUUGGUGGAAAGCUAGGUCUCAACAUAAUGGUGUUCAUAUGUUUCUUUGGUGUUAGAAAGGAUAAAAUGAGGAUCGGGAAUUCUGUGUUGCCCAAAUCUUUCUUGGAAGAUGUUGGGAGUGAAGGGUUUGAUGUGGUGAUGAAGUGUGGGAAAAAAGUUGCAGUGAGUGACUUGCCUAAAGUCAUGGUUGAAGGUUUUCUGAAGGACUAUAUUGGGGUUGAUGCUGUUGUUGCAAGAGAGCUCAAAGUGGCUGGUGGAUACUGUAUAGGUUUGAUGGAGGAAAUGAACACAAAAGGUCUGGAGUCAAAUCAGAUUCUUGGAGAUGAAAAACAAAGCAAUAGUCAAACAACACAAACAAUUGGUAUUUUUUGCCACAACAAGUUUAUCCAUCAGCAACUCCUUUCUCAAAAUUGCAAGGAUGUCUUCUUGGUUAGUGAAGCUGAGAAGAGAAACUGGAAAAGCCUUCCAAGGGAGAAAUACCCAAAACCAUUGAUCUUUCAUGAUGGAAGAUUAGCUUUCAGACCAACCCCAAUGGCCACCUUGGCCAUGUUCACGUGGUUACCACUAGGAUUCUGCAUCUACUUCAUCAGAUUCAUAGUUGGCAUGUUUCUGCCUCACUGUAUUUGCCUUCCAAUCUUGGCCUUCACUGGCGCAAUUACCACAGUUUCAAAACAACCCAGAUCCUCAAACACUUCAGCUAAUGUUGAAGAUCAAGUAAAACCAAGAGGCAGACUUUAUGUUUGCAACCACAGAACCUUGCUUGAUCCACUCUAUGUUCAAGCAGCUACUGAUAAAUCUCUCACUGCAGUCACAUACAGUAUGAGUAAAAUCAAUGAGAUCAUUGCUCCCAUGAAGACUAUCAAAUUAACAAGGGACAGAGAAAAAGAUAGGAAUCAAAUGGAUAAGUUGUUGAGCAAAGGAGACCUUGUAGUUUGCCCAGAAGGCACCACAUGCAGAGAGCCAUAUUUGUUAAGGUUCAGUCCUCUAUUUGCUGAGCUGACUGAUGACAUUAUUCCUGUGGCCGUGGAUGUGCAAGCUGACAUGUUUUAUGGCUCAACUGCUAGUGGCUUUAAAUUCUUGGAUCCAAUCUUUCACUUGUUAAACCCAAAUCCUGUUUAUACAGUCAGGAUUCUUGAGAAGUUACAAGCAUCAGACACAUGCAUGUUUGGUGGAAAGUCGAGGUUUGAAGUUGCCAAUCUUGUGCAAAAUGAGAUAGGCAAAGCUUUGGGAUUCAAGUGCACGAGUCUUACAAGAAAAGACAAGUAUAUGAUUUUGGCAGGCAAUGAUGGAAGCAUGAAGGAAUCAAGGUGUUGAUUGACUGGAGAAAUAUGACAAGCUGGUGGGAAAGCAUUUGUAUGGUGUGAAGAAUAAAAAAGCAAUAUCGUUUAAUAUCAUUAGCAUCAAGAUCAAGUGUAAUGU